UUUCCGAGGAUAUAGUACUGAUCGUGCGUCGUACAUAUAUACAACGUUAUUUAACACCGGUUAAAGACCAGUGAAACUACAAAGCAAUAGUAUUCUCAAUUUAGAAAUCCCCAGCGAAAAUAACGUAAUUCACCUGCGUAAUUUGAACUCAAUAAGUGAUAAAGGAAGGGUGGGUUCAACUUCGCGCCCAAUAGUGUUUCAAGUUUUACACGAUGUAUAGACAGGGGUAGAAGAGACGCUCGAGGAAGGUGUCAAGGAAGGUGGGACAUGUUACCCAGACGAGGCUGAAAGACUCUCGGCGAGGUGAGCCUGACGUGUAGUCAAGAGCUAACAAGUGAAGUGGAGUUUAGCGGAAGAAGAAAGGAGGAAAAGGACGAAGGGCAUAUUGUACACGCCCGGCUGUCAUAAACGAGAUCCCAACGAAGACGCCAUGUUACGGAGUCGUUUGCCGAUGGCGAGUACUCUAGUGCUUUUAUUUGUCUACUCCAUCAUCAAAACUAUCUCCACUGAGGAGUUGAAUAAUACUACUACAGAAACAACAGACACAUCAAGUACACAAUAUUUUCUACCUCGUGCUACUCUGGAGAUUGAUUCCUCUCAACAAAUUGAUGAAAUAGAAGCUGGUAGUACACCUUCUUUUAUAUGUAGGCUCAGUGAGCCUGGCCAAAUUCUGUGGACUCGAAAUGACAAAAAUGUCACAACUGUUGUUGAAUCAGAAUAUAAAGUAAGACUGGAUUUAAAACAAGUCAGCAGGGAUGACAUGGGAAAUUAUACGUGUAAAGCUAAAACUAAUGGAGGGGAAUAUCUUGAAAAAAAGAUUAAUAUUAGGGUAAUAGAACCGGGAAGAGUAGAGCCAACAAAGGAUGUUUGGGCGAAUACAACAUCGCCUGCUAUUUUAUCAUGCCAUAUUCAUGGAUUUCCUCUAAGUAAUUUUAGUUGGGUAAAAGGAAAUAAUUUUGAAAGUGCGGAGGAUUUAAAAGAACGAUCACAAGUCUCAAAAGUGAAUGAAACUUACUAUAUUUUGACAUUAAAUUUUUCUCGGGUCUAUAGAAAUGAUAACGGAACGUAUUCGUGCUUAGCAUACGAUUAUAACAGGCUAGUGAGUGGUUUAAGAAAUUUGUUUGUCGUGGAUGUUCCUCAAGUAAACAUCGAUUUUAUGAAAGCUGUAGGCGCUGAUAAAAUUUAUUUGAAUUGGACUGUAAAUAAUGGCAAUAUGCCUAUUGAUGUUUAUGAAAUUAAAUUCAGAAAAAACGGAAGUGAUUGGCAGUAUCAUAGUGAAGUGAUCAACGGAAGUAAUACAGAUUAUGUUUUGAAAGGUUUAGAAAAGUCAACUGCUUAUCAAAUAGGCUUAGUUGCGACGAAUAAAAUUGGUAAAUCCCAAGUCCACAUUGAUCCACGACUGAUAACAACUCUUGAAGAAGAUCCUAUCUUUGUGCCAACCAGCAUAGUUAAAGGUAUAACUGGCGGUUCAAUAACCCUAGGCUGGACUCUACCUCCACCACAUCUCAAAGAUCAUGUGCAUUUUUAUAAACUGAUGGUCAUCCUCGGGAACGAAAAAAAAGAAACUGUGCAUCAUCCUCAAACUGGAUAUAAAGAAUAUGUCUUUACUGAUCUUAAACCGGCUACGACCUAUCAAUUCAAAAUCGCCGCAUGCAGUUAUUUUACAGAACAGUGCGGUAAUUGGAGUGAUGUAGUUAAUGGUACAACUAUGGAUGGAAUUAGUGGUCCACCGCAAAACUUUACUGUUUCAUGUAAUUAUGAUGAAAUUAGUAGAACUAAUUUCGUAUCAGUUUCCUGGGAACCUCCUAUUGUACACAACGGUGUGAUAAUGCAUUAUCAGUUGGAACUUUCAGGCAUUUCUAGGUAUCGUAAUGAUCGUGCAAAAAUUUAUGUUGAUAAAUUUGGACCUCUGAGUCAUAAUAGUAAAGAAAAAGAUAGAAGCUUUGAAUUUAAACGACUUCCACCAAAUACCAAUUAUACCGUCAAAAUUUAUGGUGUCACUAGAGUUAAAGCACCAGGUAAAGAAGUAGUUGGAAAUUGCACAAUGCCUGGUACGGUUCCAGAUAGAGAGAGUUUAAAUAUGCGGAAUUGGCGGAAAAUUGAGCACGAGGGAAGACAUCUUUUCAAGCUCUACCUGCCACGAAUAUCUGAGAGAAAUGGCCCAAUUUGUUGCUACAGAGUAUUUUUGGUAAAACUAGCACCGCAUAAAACUUCAGGAGAUCUUCCCUCACCGGAUGAACUAGAUGUUCAUUCUUAUCAUUAUGCUCACGCAUCACCAGCUGGUGGGGCUUAUUUAGCAGAGCUUUUUGAUAGUGAUCACUUGUUAUCUGAAGUUUUUCUUGGUGAUGGUUAUACAAAUUUUAAUGGUAGUUCUGCUUGUGAUCAAUGUAUUGGUUUACGUCCUAAACCUUCACCAACGCUUCACCUUAUGCCUGAUGUGCCAACUACUAUAAAUACUACCAGUACGCCCACUUCUACAAUGCAAACAACUGUAUCUGUAACUACACCGCCUAGUGCUCAGCCAACAAGCACCAAUCCUAGCGUAGAAAUAACGAGCUUUAGUCAAUUGGAAAGUUUAACCACGACUCGAGCUACUAGACGUAAACGAGAUAAUUCUAUGAGUGACACUAUGAUUAUCGAGAGCCCUCCAAAGUCUGGACAAUAUCCUCCUGCUGAUGGAUUCCUUGAUGAAAAUUCAAAUUAUACGGCAUUCAUCGAAGUCAUGGUCUACGGAAAUCAAGAAAGGCAGGCAUUACCAGCUUAUAGUGGUUAUUUAAAUACUUUAUUUGGUGGUUUUGAACCUCGAGCAAUAGCAACAGAACAAGUGGGAACAUUAGGAAUGAUACUUCAAAUCUCAGUGGCUUUAAUUCUCAUCAUUUUAAUACUGUUAAUUGCACUAUGUAUUCUUCAUAGAUAUACAAAACGUGCAGAACAAAAUGGUGAGGAACACAUCAUCUUAAGGAACAGCACGAGGACUAUAAGAAGAAGACGCCAACUUGUUGCAGAUAGUCCGCCGGAUAUGCCACCGAUCGCUAAGAAUGAUUUGCUUCAAGCUUAUGUAGAACGCCAUCGUGAUUCUGACUACGGUUUUCAACAUGAGUUUGAGCUUUUACCGGACAGGUUUGCUGACAGGACAACACGAGCAUCUGAAGCUCGGGAGAAUCUUUACAAAAAUCGUUACCCUGAUAUCAAGUGCUACGAUCAGACACGUGUACGUCUCUCACAGAUGGAUGGGAUUGCUGGCUCAGAUUAUAUCAAUGCAAACUUUGUACUGGGAUACAAGGAACGAAAAAAGUUUAUUUGUGCUCAAGGUCCGAUGGAUAAUACAGUUUGUGAUUACUGGAGAAUGAUUUGGGAGCAACAUUUAGAGCUAGUGUUGAUGUUAACGAAUCUUGAAGAAUAUUCUAAGACAAAAUGUGCAAAAUAUUGGCCUGAUAAAGAUGAGUCAAAAAUUUUUGGAGAUAUUACAGUUGAUCAUGUAAGACAAAGAGCAUUUUCUGACUAUAUUAUAAGAGAAUUGAAAAUGACGAAAAUAGGAGAAAGAGAUACUAGGACAAUUAUUCAAUAUCAUUUCUUAGUUUGGAAAGAUUUUAUGGCUCCAGAACAUCCUCACGCUAUUUUACGGUUUAUAAAGCGAGUGAAUGAAGCAUACUCUCUUGAAAAAGGUCCCAUUCUUGUUCAUUGUAGUGCAGGAGUAGGAAGAAGUGGUACACUUGUUGCUCUAGAUUCUCUUCUUCAGCAACUUGCGGAAGAGGGGCAAGUGUCUAUCUUCAAUACUGUUUGUGAUCUUCGACAUCAGCGUAAUUUCUUAGUACAGUCUUUGAAGCAAUACAUAUUCAUUUAUCGGUCGUUAAUGGAAAUGGCAACGUAUGGAGAUACGGAGAUUCCAAUAUAUCAACUCAAGACUCAAGUAGAGAAAUUGAGACAAAGAGAUAAUGGAAAAGAAAAAUUCCGAAUGGAAGAAGAAUAUGACGGACUUGUAUUAAAUUCACAAAAGAUAAGUUCCGUUUUAGAAGAACGUAAAUCAUUUUCCGUAGGAGGUGGCGAAGAAAAUCGGAUUAAGAAUAGAAGUGAAUCGAUAAUACCGUAUGAUCGUAACCGUGUUAUUCUCACUCCUAUUCCAGGAAGAGAACAUUCAACGUAUAUUAACGCGUCGUUCAUUGAAGGAUAUGAUAAUUCUGAGUCAUUUAUCAUUACGCAAGAUCCUCUAGAUACAACGAUCGCAGAUUUUUGGCGAAUGAUUUCUGAGCAGUGUAUUUCUACUAUUGUUAUGCUUUCAGAUCUAUCUGAAGGACCUCGUAAAUGUCCACGAUAUUGGCCGGAAGAUGAAGUGGCUUACGAACACAUUAGAGUGAGAUAUAUUCAAAGCGAAAGCUGUCCUUAUUACACACGUCGAGAGCUGUGUGUCGAAAACACAAAAACUGAUGAAACUGCAGUUGUAACACAGUAUCAAUAUCAUGGUUGGCCCACGGUGGAGGGUGAAGUACCGGAAGUGACGCGAGGACUCAUUGAGCUUGUUGAUCAGACGCUUUCUAAUGAUGUAGAAUCGACGGUUCCCAUUGUUGUGCAUUGCAGCUUUGGUUCUGAUAGAAGUUCAAUGUUUGUUGCUCUUAGUAUUCUUGUUCAACAAUUGAGAACUGAAAAAAGAGUUGAUAUUUUCACAACGACGAAAAAACUCAGGUCCCAAAGACAUGGAAUGAUUAGCAGUUUUGCGCAGUAUGAGUUUCUUCAUAGGGCUAUAAUAAAUUAUGCAGAUUUACACAACCUCACUGAUGAUGAACCAGAGUCUUAAUAAAAAUUCAACGGCAUCAUUAAUUCAUGUCUCGGAAGACUGACAACUACAUUUUUAUUGAGUAAGUCAUUGUUGGAUUUACCUAGAAUGAAUUUUGUCAAAGUUAAAAAACUGAGUGUAUCAAUUGAAAUAGCCAAAGAAACAUUGGCUUUACUCAUGUAUACAUGCAAGUCGAGUGUUGCGGUUAUCGCAUCAGUUUAUAUACAAUUGCACGUAGAAUAAAUUGGCUACGAACUGUAUCCUGUAACACACGCGUGUAAAAUGAAUUGCAGGAAAAUAUUAAAACUUUUUUUAUUGGUAAAUAAUGAGAAUGACAUCAUUCUAAUGGAUAUGAUUAACAAAAAUGAAAAAUAUCAGCUAAAUUUAAGUUGCAGUGUUCUCUUGCUCGCUACAGUGAAUGGUGUGGAAAUAAUGAAUGAAUGUUGGUGUGUUUGUAAAAUUUAUAUAUGAGAAGUUAAAUGAGGGAUGGGAAUAAUUAUAAAAAAUGCUUUGGCAAUAUUGUAGCGCAAAUUUUUAUAAGUAGAGCCUCUGAUCGUAUUAUUCAUGUGCCGUAAAUAUUAUUGACUCGGUUAUCAAUCAACCGUUAAUAUGAAUCUCGCCAUAGUUAAACAUUUCAUUAUAAAUUGUAAAUAGUAUACAUACAAAAAUAUACAUUUAAAGAUGAAUCUUGUGGCUGCGUUAUACAAUACAUAAAUAUUUAAAAAUUAUACAUAUGUGUGGUCACAUGAGAGUAUGAAACACGCGUGCGUGCGAUGAAUCACUCAUUAAUGUAAUUUUUUUUCAUCAGAAAAUUUUAAGAAAAGUAAAAAUAAUGGGGAAAGACUGAUA
Chelonus insularis is the source of this 5620-nucleotide messenger RNA. It is a transcript of the gene Ptp69D, whose product is annotated as Protein tyrosine phosphatase 69D. NCBI's taxonomy places the organism in Eukaryota, Metazoa, Arthropoda, Insecta, Hymenoptera, Braconidae. The record is from RefSeq and is a predicted model, not a curated record. The coding region runs from base 431 to 4792 and encodes 1453 amino acids. Gene Ontology annotation, biological process: protein dephosphorylation. Gene Ontology annotation, molecular function: protein tyrosine phosphatase activity; protein binding. The transcript is spliced from 8 exons.